CCGAGUUCCUGGAAGGCCAGGGAUCCCGCCCUGCGGCUCCAAGGCCAGACAGCCCUCCUUUGGAACGUGCAGGACAGGAGGACCCCAUUCAGCAGUUCCAGAGCAGUCCUCGAUCGCUCAAGCCUGGAUUCCUGCUUUCUAGGCUUCAGGCCCAACCAAUUGGGAAGAGUCGACAUCACCCCCACCCCCGCCAGAAGCCCUUGGGCAGGUGGAAAACCCAGGUUAACUACAGCUGGGCCGAGGGGCGGAGUCUCCCGAGGUCACCCGAGGCGGUGGAGAAGGUCAUCCACGGGACACAAAGGGGCCGGACCUCCGCAGCGCCGGGGGGCGUGGGAUUGGGCCCCAGGCCGGGGGCGGGGCCUGUGUGGGCGGCGCCGCAGGGGCGCAAGACUUCCCGUGCGUGGAGGCUCUGGGCGGUGUUGCUAGGCCUGCUGUCGGACCCGGAGUGGCAAGAUGGGAACGCUCCCCAAACGCAAGGACAUUCCUCCGUGGGUGAAGGUUCCGGAAGACCUGAAAGAUCCCGAGGUGCUGCAGGUACAGACGCGGCUGCUGGAAGCCAUGUUUGGCCCAGACGGUUCUCGAAUCCCUUACAUUGAGCAAGUGAGCAAGGCCAUGCUCGAGCUGAAGGCUCUGGAAUCUUCGGACCUCACCGAAGUGGUGGUUUACGGCUCCUACAUGUACAAGCUCCGGACCAAGUGGAUGCUGCAGUCCAUGGCUGAGUGGCACCGCCAGCGGCAGGAGCGUGGCGUGAACGGCGAGAUGCUGGCGGCCUUCCAGAGGACCUGCAUCGUCUUACUCAGUAUCGAACUGGACCCGCUGGGUGGAGUCCUGAUCUUCAUUUACGGACGACCCUUCCUACAGACCCUUGCGAUGCUCCUGAUCGUGUCAGCAUCUUUCCAGCUUCGGAUCCGCAGAAAUCGAGCCAGAGCGUGGGCCAAGGGCCUGCAAGGUUCCGUGUGGGCCUCCAGGCGCUUCAUUUAAGGCCUGUCCGGAACCCGUGACCUAGACCACGCGCUUGCGCUGUGCGGGAACCUGGAACAGGAACGGCGUUACCUGCGGAUGGACUCCUGCCUGGAGGUUCCGACCCAAGGCUCAGUUCCGAUUGUGCCAUGAAGGGGUGGGGAUGGAGAUAGGUGUGGGGCGAGUGUUCUUAAUUCUGUCGUGGUUUCAGUUAUUGCAAAAUCGAGCUUUUAAAUGACGUUUUAAUGGUUUUAUAAUAAACAAUUUUAGUGUGGUUUGUGUGUGGAAUAGUGUUCCUUACCAUGUAAGAUGAGAAAGAGAAAUUUUUAA
This is a messenger RNA of Oryctolagus cuniculus (rabbit), 1290 nucleotides long. Lineage: Eukaryota; Metazoa; Chordata; Mammalia; Lagomorpha; Leporidae. The record is from RefSeq and is a predicted model, not a curated record.